UGCGUUUCAACAUGACGCAUGUAUAAGGGAAAUGGCCACGCAAGCGAGCGGAAUCAUAACAUUGCAUUUGAAGUCUAUUUACUCAUCCUCAUAUCGUUUAAUUUGAGCUAUUUAAUUUCGCUCUUUCCAAUGCGGCUAUUUCUAACUAUAGUUAACAAGCGGAAGUUACAGAAAAACUAAAAUAUUUGGCGCGCAUUGCUAUGAAAACAUGUUUCUGGUCGCUCUGAAAGCUAACCACCAGCAGCAACUAGCUAGCAAAUGGCUGUUCGGCUGUGAUGUCUUUCACUGUGGAAAAUGACAAGAAGACGAGCAAAACAGUAGUGAAGCGGCUAAUUAAGCAGUUAGCUAACAGCAUGUGACACACAAGCUCUCUGCACACCAAAAAGUUGGUAUUAAAAGAUGCCUCGUCUGGAAGAGUUGGCCAACGUUGCCCUCAGGGUGCCGAGCAUACUGGUGCUGGACCUGCUGUAUAAAUGUGACAUUGAAGGUUUAACGGAGCACCUCAAGGCCAAAAAUGAAGACAUGCUCUUCAAAUACAAAUAUGUCAUCUGGAACAUGUACUACCUUGGUCAUCUGAUAAACGUGGUGUUGUUGGUUCUGCCAUUGAGACACAUUGUGACGCUCUACCUCCACAUCCUCGCUGCCCUUCUCCUAUACAUGGGGCAUCAGAUUUCCAAGGAUUAUGUUCGUGAGGAGCUGCAGUACGGUUAUGAAGGAGCAGUAUACCUUGAUUCGCUGGCGUUCAAUAGAUUUGUCUCUGCAAUGACUAGUCAGAUUAUUCUCAGCACGCUGUGUGCCUUCUUGAUGAGCACCAGAAAGGUGUGGUUGUUCUCUGCUCACAUGCUUCCCCUGCUGGCCAGACUCUGCGCUGCUCCUCACGCUACGCUGUUAACUGUCAACACUUUCUCCAUGGGACUGACUGGAGCUGGAAUCACCGUAUUCCUCCUCUCACAUCUCUUUCUACCAUAUCGUCUUGCAAGGGCUGCCUAUUCAGAGCUGCUUCAGCUGGAGGUGAUCGAGCUGUACAGACUUCUGGCUGUGGGAAUCUCUCUGUGGAACCAGUUUGCCGUCCCAGUGCUCUUCAGUGUUUUCUGGUUUGUUCUGUUCAUCGUCCAGCUGUGCUCAGACACCAUGUCUGGCAGUGCCUCAGCAGGCCAUCAGGGAAUCAUGUUCUUCCUGCUCACAAGUGUCUCUGAAUGUUGUGCCACACCAUACUCUCUUCUGGGUCUGACCUUCGUGGUGUCCUAUCUCGCUCUUGGACUGCUAAACCUAUGCAAGUUCUACCUGGGAGGUUAUGUAGCUGUUCAGAAUGAGAACGUCAUGCACAGAGGUGUGACCGAGGGCGUCACGCUGCUCCUACUCGCUCUUCAGACGGGCCUGUUAGAUAUGCAGGCACUGCAGCGCACCUUCCUCCUCAGCAUCAUCCUCUUCAUCGUGGUGACUUCAACCCUGCAGUCAAUGAUCGAAAUAACAGAUCCAGUUAUUCUGGCCCUGGGUGCAUCACGCAACAGGAGUCUGUGGAAACACUUUCGUGGCCUCAGCAUGUGUCUGCUUUUGCUGAUUUUCCCUGUGUAUAUGGCUUAUAAAAUCUCCCAGUUCUUCCACAUGGACUUCUGGCUCCUUAUACUGGUGUCUAGCUGCAUGCUGACAUCCCUUCAGGUUACAGGCACUAUGCUGAUCUACUCCCUCUUUAUGGUGGAGCUGUUUCGCAGUGACCCGAUUGAGAGCCUGGACGAAGUGAUCUACUGGGUGAAUGCCGUCAGCAGGGUGCUGGAGUUUGUGGUGGCGCUCUGCGUAGUGGCGUACGGCACCUGGGAGUCGCUGUUUGGGGAGUGGAGCUGGAUGGGCGCCUCUGUCAUUAUCAUCCACUCUUACUUCAACGUUUGGCUCAGAGCUCAGUCCGGCUGGAGGAGCUUCCUGCUCAGACAGGAAGCAGCUAAGAAGAUCAACUCCCUCCCCAGAGCCACGGCUCAACAGCUGCAGCAGCACAACGACGUCUGCUCCAUCUGCUUCCAGGAAAUGAGCUCUGCUGUGAUCACAUACUGCGGACAUUUCUUCCAUGGCAACUGCCUCCGCAAGUGGCUGUAUGUGCAGGAGACCUGCCCCAUGUGCCACCAAACGGUGCGACCCACCCCGCCAGGUCAGAGCCAGGCUUCAGGCGACGCUCCGGCAGCUCCAACUCAGAGAGACACAGGCCCAGAUCCGGCUGCACAAGAGGGAGAUCAGAACCAGGACAACGGCACGUCCCAAGAGACACAGAGCGAUGCUGUAACUCCUGAUCCCACCAAGCAGCAGGAGGAGACGGAAAGCUUUGAGGAUGGGCAUUGUGGGACAGAAGAUAAAGGCCAACCAGCUGAACCUCACAGGGAAGCUGUCCAAGGUCUUCGUUUCAGUUCCAGUGGAGACUUUGUUGGAUUUGUCAGCCCAGUGUCAAGCUGCUCUUCGGGGGGCAUUUCUAGUUCUCAUGUGCUACUGGGUAAAACUUCUCCUCCUAACAAGCACAACCAAGUUGAGGAGAGUGACAAGAACUUCCCACUGCCAUUGACUCCUAAUGCUGUGAAUGAGAACACGGUGGAGGGCCAAUCUGACUCAAAAAGAGCAGAACUUGAAGUUACAUUCUGUCCUAGAGUGCCACAAAAUGGCGAUGGUAGAUAUGACAGCUGUGAUGGGACACCUAAAACAUGGAACAGCCUUGAUUCACCUGAAUCAUCAAACAAUCCUGAGAGAAAUCUUGAGGCAUCUGGUACAAGCCUUGUUGACAGCCAAACAUCUGUCACAUCAUGUAACUCAGAACUCUUAGACUGCAUUGACAAUCCACAAAGUCAUAAAGGUAACAGCACAUUUUAAAACUUGCACCUGGACAGGCUCAGAGAGGCUGAAACUGUCCCACAGUUCCCCCGGCUGUCCCCCUCAGAUGCCACCUGUGAUUGACUGCCCUGCAUCGGUGCCUUGAAGGGUGAAAAAGGGUGAUUCUCCAUAAUGAACCAAUAGAACCUUUUUUUAUGUUUUACCAGACAGUGUACUGAAUGUGCUUCCGUUGAGCAAAUGCAUCUGGAUUUAAUAUAGAGACUAAAUUGUGUUGGGUUAAAAUAAUACCCUUAUUGUACAACUGUAAAGAAAAAAAAUCUAAUUCAUAGAAAUUAUGUGUAAAGCAAUUAUCGUUUGUCAAUAUUUACCAAAUUCUAGCAGGUGAUGUUUACUUAGAGAAAUUAAAUGGCAUUUUAUUUAUUUUCAUUUAAUUUUUUCCACUGUCCUGGUAGUUGUCAUGUAUAGAUUUUUGUGAAAGCAAUGUGGCAAAAAGAAAAGCUUCAGCAGUCAGUCUUUGUUAUUCAUGAUUCAGCCUUUUGUACUGCAAAGAUUCACUCUCUUCAGUAUUAAAUUACUGCUGUGAACUGUACCUUUUUUUUUAUAUAUAUAUAUAUAUAUAUACUAGUUUCUAUAUUAAUAAAAUUGUGACAGGUGCACAGUGAGGCUGGCAUUAUGUGAGAAGUCUAAACAGAACAUUACUUCUGUAGCCUUAAGCUAAGAGAGUCCAGAUUAAAUGUUUGGCUGAUAUGUUGAUUUGGGGAUAAUAAAGUAUUUUACAUCACUGUAUAAUUUCACAAUCAUUUACAGUAAAGUAUCAUAAUCAUCUUAAAAUAUAUUUCUCUUGAAAAUAUUCUAGUUGUUGUAAGCCAUUUCCUCAAAACAAUUCUUUGCAGAACUUGGGUUGUAUCGUUGAUAGGCAAAACAUUUUUGGCAGUGUCCUCCCUAACACACUGCUAGUAAAAUACAGAAGAUUUUCUUUUUAAUAUCUUCCCUGAAUUUGUUUUUUAAAUGUCAAAUUUGAAUGUGUAAAUUGCAUCAAACGUGAAAUUAAGUUCGUUUUUUUUUCAGGUGACAGAAACUGAAAUAUUUACAAAUAAUGUGACCCGUAUCUUUGCCAGACUAUUAACUCCCAUUACGCUCUCUUUCUGUGCAUUGUGUACAGUCUUCCUAUGUUAGGAUGUUACAUUGCUCCAGGUUUGCUGUGUAGUAAUUUAAUUAAACCUAAACUAAUUUAGAAACAUGCAUCAUAUAUUGGAUGGUGUAUUAUCCACAAUAAGUGCGAUUAAUAAAAUGGACUAAUGGGUUAAAUGUCCAUUGGAACAGUGACUAAUGUUUAUAUUCUAGGAUUCAACCGUUUCACAAUCAGCGAAUGUUGAUUUGCAUUUGUGCUUGAGAAAUGACUAUUGACUAAUCAUUGCAGCUCUAAGUAACAUUGAUGAUGACUCUGGCCCAUGUUAUUGCCCCAGUUGGCCAUGACAGUAAGCAAGCUGGCAACAACAGGAAUCAGGAGCUGGAGCACUUGAUGGGAUGCAGACAUCAUUAAUGUUAUUAAUUACAUCUGUGCCUUUCCUGCUAUUACAUGUUAAAAUUAAUGCUGUGAAAAUGGCCUAUUACCACAAACCAACCCUGAGGUUCUGGGGCCAUGGUGCUUUUACCAGUUGGUAAAAUAAUCAUGUUGUGAUUUAAUAAAAUGUUUUUACUGAGAA
Messenger RNA from Siniperca chuatsi (mandarin fish), 4514 nucleotides. RefSeq names its product RING finger protein 145. Gene Ontology annotation, molecular function: zinc ion binding; ubiquitin protein ligase activity. Gene Ontology annotation, cellular component: endoplasmic reticulum; endomembrane system. The transcript is spliced from 11 exons. The record is from RefSeq and is a predicted model, not a curated record. The coding region runs from base 400 to 2847 and encodes 815 amino acids. NCBI's taxonomy places the organism in Eukaryota, Metazoa, Chordata, Actinopteri, Centrarchiformes, Sinipercidae.